Messenger RNA from Nicrophorus vespilloides, 1780 nucleotides. RefSeq names its product RUS1 family protein C16orf58 homolog. The transcript has 7 exons. NCBI's taxonomy places the organism in Eukaryota, Metazoa, Arthropoda, Insecta, Coleoptera, Silphidae. The record is from RefSeq and is a predicted model, not a curated record. The coding region runs from base 255 to 1709 and encodes 484 amino acids.
GAUCCAAUAGAUUUUAUUAAAUUACUUAAAUAAAUCGUUAUUUCAAUUGUUGUUUAAUUAACGAAGAAUAAAGGUAAAUUGAAAGUGUUAAUUGGAUUUGAAUUCUGUGAAGAGGUGUUAGUUUGGUUGUCUACAACAAGGAAAUAUACGUUGACAAUCCGAUUAGAAGUUGUUUGUUUACUAGUGUCAGGCGUAAAAUCAAAAAAAGGAUUAUAAAAUUCUCGUUGGAAAAAAAAACAGAAACUUGUUACGAUAUGAGCAGGAUAAUUCCCGAGUUCAUAAUACGCGAGCAGUCGAUAAAGGAUGUGGAGCAGACGAUCAUCUACGAGCCACAUGAUAAAGACAUCAUUGCGAAUUACAUCAACGAUAGAUCGAUACCACAAACCUUCGUGAACCGCAUCUGGUUGUGUCUGAAGGAUGUCUUCCUUCCGUACGGUUAUCCGGACAGCGUGAGCCCCGACUAUCUGAACUACCAGAUAUGGGACACCGUUCAAGCGUUCUGCAGCACCAUCACCGGUAUAUUGACGACGCAAGCUGUGCUGCAGGGUAUCGGCGUCGGGAACACUUCGUCUUCGCCGCUGGCAGCUGCAAUCACGUGGAUUUUAAAGGACGGAACUGGGAUGAUCGGUAGAAUUCUUUUCACCUGGUGGAACGGACACUCGUUAGAUGCGGAUGCGAAGCGUUGGAGGAUCUUCGCCGACGUUCUCAACGAUUUCGCGAUGUUCUUAGAGUUGUCGCUUCCGUACGCGUUUCACAUAACCACAUACGUGCUGUGCUUGACCAGCACGAUGAAGGCGAUCGUCGGGGUGGCCGGUGGAGCGACGAGAGCGUCGAUAACACAGCACCAGGCUAUAAAAGGGAACAUGGCAGAUGUGUCUGCGAAGGAUGGAAGUCAGGAGACGUGCGUCAAUUUACUUGCGAGCGUCUUUGGUAUCUUUCUGCUCACACAAAUUGAGAACAACAAAGUGUUGGAGUGGUUCUUGUUCUCGUUCUUCACCAUGUUCCACAUCCUGGCCAACUACUAUGCGGUUAAAGCCUUGGUGUUCAAGCAUAUGAACGCUUCCAGAUUGCUGACGGUCUUGAGGACGUACAUGAGAUAUAACACUGUACCAAAUCCUCUGUUGGUGAACAGAAGGGAGCCCAUCUUCUUUCAAAACGUUAAUGUUAAGAUGUUGUGCGGUUUCGACAUAAAACUGGGUGAAUCGUUGAAGGACAUUAUGCAGGAUUCGAGCUCCGAAGACGUGCGGAUUCUGACUGAAGCGUUCGUCCUACGGCCGUAUUUCAUGAUUCCCGAUAUGAAGAGGAUGAUCAUCUACGUUUCUUUUCCUCCGACCGUAGAAUCUGAAGACGUCAUUGCCGCAUACUUUCACGCAGUCAUCCUUGGCAUCGCCUUGUGCAACUACAAUGAUAUCGCUUUGAGUUUCAGCACGAAGAGGGUUCUGCACCAUAGAAGUCCGCUGCAGAGGCUCGAAAAUCUCCUCAAGAAUUUCACGAGUUCUCCGUACACGGAUAUGGAGAUGUUCUCGUUGGAGAACUUUUACUAUUUGAACGAAUUCGUGAACGCAGAAAUGCACAAUUUCUUCACUGCUCUUAAUGUGAACGGAUGGGAUUUGAGCACGCAUUCGCUAAGAAUUGGCGAAUGGAAAUGCUCGGUGGAGAUGUCCAUUGAGCCCUCAUUCAGAAACCCAUUCAGCAGGAAAAUGCAGUGAUUUAUAUAUAAACGGACGUAAAUCCUGGCAUGAAUUGUGUUAUAUUUUUAUAUUUAUAAAUAAAUUGAUAU